Messenger RNA from Eutrema salsugineum, 729 nucleotides. RefSeq lists its product as uncharacterized. Lineage: Eukaryota; Viridiplantae; Streptophyta; Magnoliopsida; Brassicales; Brassicaceae. The transcript has a single exon. The record is from RefSeq and is a predicted model, not a curated record. The coding region runs from base 1 to 729 and encodes 242 amino acids.
AUGGUUACCGAGGAAGAGAUCAAUGAGAUUUCUGAAGACAGUGGGUAUCUUUCAAGCGGUGAAGAAGGGGAAAUCCGUGAACUUGUCUGCGCCCUUCCCGCACUGAAUGUUACUGAGCGUCUUAAUAUGGAGGAAGCAGGCCUCCACAAUGCUGUCGUUGCUGCUGAGUUUGUUAUGGUUGCCUCCGAAGAAGCUCCUGUUUCAAAGGAAAAUAUGCAAACGGUUGAUGCCAUCGACGAUGAUGCCAAGAACACAGCGCUAGGUCGUCGGCCCAGGAUAGAUGAAUUGGAUGAUGCGGCUGGAGCCUCCGGUUCUACAGCGAUCGGGUCGGGCGGAGAAGAUGAACCGGUGAAGAAAGCAAAGAAGAAGGGAUCUUCUCAGUUGCAUGCACCACCUCAAGGUCCUCCUCAAUGUAACAUUUGUGGAAGAAACUUUACUUCUUGGAAGGCUGUAUUUGGCCACUUAAGGGCACACAAGGACCGUGGUUAUCAAGGCUUUCUUCCUCCGCCCACAUUCAAUGCGACCGAGGAAGGAUUUAGUGCGGUCGUUUUGGCUUCUGAUUCUUCCCGUGGUGGAGUGCUUGGUUUUGGCUCUUCAGGGAUUGAUUUGAAUCUUGAUCCGAUGGAAGAAGAAGAGGAAGCUGUAUCGGGAUUUAUUCCAAAGUUUGAUCUCAACAGGUCACCACCACAAGAGGGACAAGAAGAAGAAGAGGAGGAUAAAGCCAAAUGA